AGACAUGCCACCUUCAGAUGGUUUGGGGAAAUAUGGGGUUUUAACCAGAAACAAUAGCGCUCCUGCAAAUCGCAUUAUCUUCCAAGUCAUUUUGCGGGGAGACCAGAGGGCUGACCAUCCAUUUUAUCUGUGCAACUUUGAGACGAGAGAUCACGGAGCAACGCGAAAAACCCACGGCGAGUUUGGUGCGUCUGGUAAACUUAUCAGGACUGUAGUACUGGCUGACGGACCGUGUAAACGCGGCUUGUAAAAGAUUCCCACCGUGGUCGGUGGUCUUGCGUAGAGGGGCCUGUGUAGCUCUGGGCCUUUGCAGCCAUGGCUCUGCUGGCCUACCUCAAGAGCCUGUUCAUCUUGCAGCUGCUGAUGGGCUUUGUGUUUGUGGUGAGCGGUCUCAUCAUAAACUUCAUCCAGCUCUGCACCUGCGUCCUGUGGCCAAUCAACAGACAGCUUUACCGGCGCAUCAACUGCAGGCUCGCCUACUCACUCUGGAGCCAGCUGGUGAUGCUGUUGGAGUGGUGGUCUGGCACAGAAUGCACCCUCUACACCGACCAGGCUACGGUGGACAAAUUCGGCAAAGAGCACGUCAUUGUCAUCCUCAACCAUAACUAUGAGAUUGACUUCCUGUGUGGCUGGACCAUGUGUGAAAGAUAUGGAAUAUUAGGGAGUUCAAAAGUGUUAGCCAAACAUGAGUUACUGAAGGUCCCUUUGAUUGGCUGGACAUGGUACUUCCUUGAAAUAGUUUUUUGCAAAAGAAAAUGGGAAGAGGACAGAAAAACGGUGUUUAGUGGACUGGACAGACUCAAGGACUAUCCAGAACACAUGUGGUUCCUGUUGUAUUGUGAGGGUACACGGUUCACGGAGAAGAAGCACCAGAUCAGUAUGCAAGUGGCCGAGAGCAAAGGCCUCCCCAAGCUCAAAUAUCACCUCCUGCCCCGCACCAAAGGCUUCACCACCACACUGCAGUGUCUCAAGGGGACAGUAUCUGCUGUUUAUGACGUCACCCUCAACUUUAAAGACAACCAAACUCCAACUCUCCUGGGCAUCGUCCAUGGAAAGAAAUACAAAGCGGACAUGUGUGUGAGGCGUAUUCCUGUAGAGGAGAUACCCAACGAUGAGCAGGAGUGUGCCAGUUGGCUUCACAAACUCUAUCAGGAAAAGGAUGCCUUACAAGAAAACUACAACAAAGAAGGAAAGUUCCCCGGGCCCACGAUAAUCCCGCAUCGCAGACCGUGGACAUUAUUAAAUUUCCUGUUUUGGGCAACCCUGCUGCUUUCACCUCUCAUCAACUUUGCAUGUGGAGUGGUCGUGAGCGGCUCCCCCCUCCUUAUAAUUGGCUUUAUCCUCUUCCUCAUCAUAGCAUCUAUAGCCAUCCGUCGUCUUAUAGGAGUGACAGAAGUAAAGAAAACGGGCUCGAGUUACGGCGACCAAGAGGCCAAGAAACAAAAUUAAAGUGUGUCAUCCUUUAUAACAAAGUGUGGUUGCAUUUAUGCAGCAACUCUGAUCUCCUCCAAUACUGUUAUGCCAGUCGGUAAGCCUGGAGGAGAGCCAGCUAAGAUAACAACUAAGAGAAAUACUUUAUUGGGAAAGUCUGGGUUGAAAAACACAGGCUUUAGAGACCUAGCGAGAGAUGCAGAGAUGUGCGUUUAUAAUCCAGCUAGUAACCCACUAUCUCAUUUCCACGAAAUCCCAGUAAGGCUAAGCUCCAAACCUGUUAGUCAUUCGGAAAGCUGGUCUAAACAAGCCAUGGCCCGCAUUACCCAACUAACUACCUUCACAAGACCGAAGUGGUUCAAAAUUCAUCCUUUACCUUUAGCCACCAAAACACAACAUAUAUUUGGAGAUUUCUAACCUCACGUCCAGAGGUUAUCCAUUUUGUUAUCUUUAACACACAAUACGUCUCUUCUCUCUCUCUACGUGGGACUUGUAAUAGGAACCGGUGCCUUGAGGCCCCAGUCUCUCUUCACCCAAUUCACAAAAAACAGGGUAGAUUAUAUGGUCAAGAAAUGGUUUGAUGGCAUACUUCAAUUGCUUUUGGUCAGUACAUAGGUCCUUGUAAUUUUCUUGUAAUAUUGCAAAGCGAUUUCUUUUUCUUAGAGUUAAAGAAGAGCAAAAUAAAUCUUUAAAUACCAGACAACAAUUUGGAAAAAUUGCCGCUUUUGAAUAUUGGAAAACUUUAGACUUGAAUGUUGCAAUUGUCAGUACAAUGAAAUAAAUUUAACUCUAAUGAAAUAGCUUGAAAUAAAAUCUGUCUAUUAUUCAUAUAACUAAAAAUAAAUUUUGCAAUAUUCACCUGGUCAACAAUUUAAUAGGCCAGAAGAGGGAGCUAGAGUACUACAAGUGGUACUUAGUCCAGCAAUUUACAAUUUCAUGUUGUUUUUGCACUUUUUUACCUCUAUAACCAGUAAUUAUUAUCAUUUGGAGCUACAUUGGUGUCAUUUGGGUGAACAUAUUCUCUGUUGAACAUCUGUGGAGAGACUGGAGUCUGUUGUAUCACUAUAAGGGCUGUCCUUAUCAAGGAUACCUGCCAUGUUACAGGUCUCAUUACCAGCACUGCUCAUUUUUUUUUUUUUUAAUUCAUUUGACGUGGUAUACAAACAUUCAUAUUCUACAACUUGGUCAUGCUAGCCCACUUGCAUUGUAUUUUGUUCUAUUAUCAAAACUGUAUUGUCAGGGCAAAGCACCUGUGUAAUGCCAGUCAUUUAUACCGCACCUUUUUGUUUCUAAAAGGGUCACAUUUCCUGCUGUUUGGUUUUGCUGUCUACAUUAAGGCUGCAGUAGUCUUUGUUAAACUUUGCCUUAACUCAAGCUUGCUCAGGCAGGGAAUAUUCUUUCAGCAUCCCUUUAACCGCUAUCCAUCUAUAUUUUACUAUAGUUAAAUUUAUAUAUUCAUUUUUACAGUUUGCAAUGGUCUCUUGUUUUAAUAGAUCGUUUUGAUGCAUACCAAUAAUCAUGGCAUUUUAAACUGAUAUUGUGGAAAGGUGAAAAUUCAUUUUAAAUGGCAAAGUUGCCACGUUCACUGAAAUAGACCAGAUAAAAGUGGUGAAUGCAGUAAUAAAUCGUUUUUGAAACAAAUAGACCUAAUGCUAAAAAUCUUGUUGUUCUAUGAGAGGUUGUCUAAACUCAUGAUUAUUACUAUUGGGAUUACCAGGGAUAAGAAACAUGUAUGAUGUAGAGAUGGUUUCCUUACAAGCCUUAAUAGUGCUGCUUUGGUGUUUUUUUUUUUUUGUGAUUUUUAGAUGCCAUCUGAGCCCUGCUAUGGUCAAGGACUGGAACAUUAAUAAUUUUGUAGCAGAUUUUUGGGAUUACUUUCCCCUUAAUGCACUGGUGUUGAAAUAACUGACCGAAUAAAUUGGGAACUUCAUAAAACAUCAAAAAAAUGUGAAAAGUGAUGGCUGUUAAAGAUCAUUACAUAGGUCUGGUGUCCUUAUAAAUUCAAACCCAUGUCCCACAGUACUCUGAAGCAGAACAAAUGCUGUGAAAUGAAGUAAUAUACUAUAUAUAUAUAUAUAUAUAUAUAUAUAUAUAUAUAUAUAUAUAUAUGAAUACUGAUGAUUGUGGUUGGAGAGUUAUCAUUUCCCCAAGUAUUGAUUAAAAAAUUUAAACUGAUUAUUAAUAGAUUAAAUUAGAAUUAUGUUAUUAUCAUGCAUCAGCUUUUCUUUUCUAAGGCUAUUUUUAUGUUUUCUGCAGUUGACACUUGAUAUUAAAGGAUUACAUGACAAAGACA
This is a messenger RNA of Periophthalmus magnuspinnatus, 3724 nucleotides long. RefSeq names its product 1-acylglycerol-3-phosphate O-acyltransferase 3 (gene agpat3). The coding region runs from base 316 to 1449 and encodes 377 amino acids. Gene Ontology annotation, cellular component: endomembrane system; endoplasmic reticulum. The record is from RefSeq and is a predicted model, not a curated record. Gene Ontology annotation, molecular function: 1-acylglycerol-3-phosphate O-acyltransferase activity. NCBI's taxonomy places the organism in Eukaryota, Metazoa, Chordata, Actinopteri, Gobiiformes, Gobiidae. The transcript is spliced from 10 exons.